Sphenostylis stenocarpa is the source of this 3111-nucleotide messenger RNA. The record is from the annotation of a GenBank genome assembly. NCBI's taxonomy places the organism in Eukaryota, Viridiplantae, Streptophyta, Magnoliopsida, Fabales, Fabaceae.
AUGAAUAGUACUUUUAAAGUGACUGCCGGAGUCUCCAACUUCACCCUUCUCCGCCGCCGCGCCCACUCUCAAUCGCUCUCCUCCUCGCCCGCGAACUCUGUCAACCUCUCCUGCUCCAACCACGAGGCCCGCCCGUUCCACGCCGCGCUUGUCGCUGCCGUGCCACGUGCCUUUGCUCGCGAGGUGGCGGUUGUUGGCGGUGGAGUGAUGGAGACGGUGAAGGAGAAGGGGAGGGUGUUGAAGGUGGGUCUCAUAUGCGGUGGUCCUUCCGCUGAGCGUGGGAUUUCCCUCAAUUCAGCUAGAUCAGUCCUUGAUCACUUGCAGGGAGACAAUUUGCACGUUAGUUGCUAUUAUAUUGAUUGCAAUCUCAAUGCAUAUGCAAUUUCCUCAGCUCAGGUAUAUUCCAACACCCCAGCUGAUUUUGAUUUUAAACUUGAAAGCCUUGCCCAAAGUUUCCAGACUUUGUCUGACUUGGCAAAGCAUCUAGCUACAGCUGUGGACAUAGUAUUUCCAGUUAUCCAUGGUCAAUUUGGUGAAGAUGGUGGCAUUCAGGAAUUGCUGGAAAAGUAUAAUGUUCCAUUUGUUGGCACAGGAUCAAAGGCGUGCUGCCAAGCAUUUGACAAGCAUAAAGCAUCACUGGAGCUCCAGAAGCAUGGAUUCAUAACAGUACCCAGUUUCUUAGUUCAGGGAUUUGAAACAAGCAAAUCAGAAUUAUCAGAAUGGUUUAAAAAGCACCAGCUGGACCCUGACUGGGGGAAAGUUGUGGUAAAACCAACAAGAGGAGGGUCAAGCAUUGGUGUUGGAGUUGCGUAUGGUGUCAAUGAUUCUCUUGUAAAAGCCAAUCAAAUUAUGUCUGAGGGAAUUGACAGUAGGGUGCUUAUAGAAAUAUUUCUUGAAGGAGGCAGUGAGUUUACAGCCAUUGUCCUUGAUGUAGGAUCUGGUUCUGAUCACUUUCCUGUUGUGCUGCUUCCAACUGAGGUGGAGCUUCAAUUUCGUGGGUCAAAUGAUGUAAAAGAGAAUGAUGCAAUAUUUAAUUACCGCCGGAAGUACCUUCCAACCCAACAGGUUGCUUAUCACACUCCACCACGGUUUCCUUUGGAUGUAAUUGAGAAUAUUCGCAAAGGAGCAUCUCUGUUAUUUCAGCAGCUUUGCCUGCAAGAUUUUGCUCGUAUUGAUGGGUGGUUUUUGCCAAAUUCAGGUUCCAUGUUAACAUCAUCUUCAGAAAGUGAGUUUGGAAAGACUGAAUCUGGUGCCAUAAUAUUCACUGACAUUAACCUGAUCAGUGGUAUGGAACAAACCAGUUUUCUAUUUCAGCAAGCUUCUAAGGUCGGUUUUUCUCAUACAAACAUCCUUAGAAGCAUUGUUCAUCAUGCUUGCUUGCGGUUUCCAAAUCUUGCAUCAGUUAGUGGUAUCUCAGGGCAACUUCCUAGCAGGUCAAAAUCCUUGCAACUUAACAAUUCAUUUUCUCACCAUGAAGGAGCUCGAAAAGUUUUUGUCAUUUUUGGCGGUGACACAUCAGAACGACAAGUAUCUCUUAUGAGUGGGACAAAUGUUUGGCUCAAUUUGCAAGCCUUCCAUGAUCUUGAGGUAACUCCAUGCUUGCUUUCUCCAACCCGUGAGUGUGCAACUAGUGUUGAUGUGGGAAAGAAGGCUGAUGACGUAAUGAAUAGAACAGUUUGGUCAUUACCUUAUUCUCUUGUGCUACGACAUACUACUGAGGAGGUACUGGAUGCAUGCAUGGAAGCAAUAGAGCCAGAACGAGCUGCCAUAACAUCUAACCUACGGAAGAAAGUAAUGAAUGACCUUAUGCAGGGUUUGAAGGACCACAAUUGGUUUACAGGGUUCGAUAUUUCUGAUGAACUGCCAGUGAAAUUUUCAUUAAGGCAGUGGAUCAAGCUAGCCAAUGAAGUUCAGGCAACAGUUUUUAUUGCAGACGCUACCUGGGAGGACCUUGAGAUGCUGCUUGAAGAAUACCCAAACUUGCACUUUGAGGACAAGGUGUUUGAUGAAGGAAAAGGGGAUGUAAUGACCCAGAAUAAUGAUGAAGCUGAGCACCAAGCAAAAGCAAACAAUUAUGGAAGUGACUUCAUCACGAGCCCAACGUUGGAGAAUAGACCCACGCACAAGAGAGUCAGGCCCAAAUACUUUAGGGACUAUGAUUGCUCUGUUAAGGUGCAUGGAGGCAUUGGAGAAGAUGGUACACUUCAAUCUUUGCUGGAUGCUGAAGGAGUGCCGUACUCAGGUCCUGGUGCAAUGGCAUCAAAGAUUUGUAUGGACAAACUUGCAACUUCUGUGGCUUUAAAACAUCUUGCAAAUUCGGGAGUUCUUACCAUAAAUAAGGAUGUCAGGCAAAAAGCCGAUCUCUUUAAUAAGCCCAUAAGUGAUACGUGGCAUGACCUCACCUCGAAUCUACAGUGUCAAACAUUAUGUGUCAAACCAGCAAAAGAUGGAUGCUCAACUGGGGUUGCAAGACUAUGCUGUUCCAAGGACCUUGCUAUAUAUGUCAAAGCUCUGGGGGACUAUCUACUAAGAAUUCCUCCAAAUAGCUUAUCAAAGGCACAUGGUAUGAUUGAGAUGCCAAACCCUCCUCCAGAGAACUUAAUCUUUGAACCUUUCAUAGAGACAGAUGAAAUAAUUGUGACAACCAAAUUCGAGAAUGCCACUGGUAAUGGCCUUACGUGGAAAGGGCACAACAGAUGGGUGGAAAUAACUGUUGGCGUCAUAGGAAAACGUGGAUCAAUGCACUCGCUAAGUCCUAGUGUAACUGUCAAGGAAUCUGGUGAUAUUUUGUCACUGGAGGAGAAGUUCCAAGGUGGGACUGGCAUCAAUUUGACUCCGCCUCCCUUGUCAAUUAUGAGUGAUAAUGCUUUGAAGAGGUGUAAACAGCAUAUUGAACUUAUUGCAAACACACUAGAAUUGGAAGGAUUUUCACGAAUUGAUGCAUUCGUAAAUGUUGACAACGGAGAGGUUCUGAUUAUAGAGGUAAAUACUGUGCCUGGAAUGACACCUUCCACGGUUCUGAUUCAUCAGGCACUAGCAGAACAACCACCAUUGUAUCCCCAUCAGUUCUUCCGUAAGCUUCUUGAUUUGGCAUCCGAGAAGUCAAUGUAA